AUGUUCCCCUCUAAUGUCACCAAGUUCCACCCCUCCUCUUUCCUCCUGCUGGGAGUCCCAGGCCUUGAAGAGAUGCACAUUUGGAUUGGAUUUCCUUUUUGUUCUGUAUAUUUCAUUGCCCUUGUGGGGAACAACAUGCUCUUGUUUGUGAUCAAGAAUGAACAAAGUCUUCAUCAGCCCAUGUUUUACUUCUUGGCUAUGUUGGCCUGCAUUGACUUGGGUCUGUCCACAUCCACUAUCCCCAAGAUGCUGGGCAUAUUCUGGUUUAACUUAAGGGAAAUUAGCUUUGGGGGUUGUGUCACACAGAUGUUCUUCAUUCAUAUAUUCACUGCUAUGGAGACUGUCGUGUUGGUUGCCAUGGCUUUUGAUCGCUAUGUUGCCAUCUGCAACCCUCUGCGGUACAGUCUGAUUCUCACCAACAGGACUAUUGGCAUCAUCCUCAUUGUGGUGUUUGGUGUUAAUUUCAUUUUGGUUAUUCCUCUGGUGUUUCUUAUUUUGAGGCUUCCCUUCUGUGGACACCAUAUAAUCGCCCACACUUACUGUGAGCACAUGGGAGUUGCCCGGCUGGCCUGUGCCAGUAUAAAGGUAAACAUGGUAUUUGGAUUGAUUCUUAUAUCCAUGGUAUUUGUUGAUGUGGUUCUGAUUGUCAUCUCCUAUGUGAGAAUACUCCGAGCUGUCUUCUGCCUUUCUUCUCGGGAUGCUAGACGAAAAGCAUUUAGUACCUGUGGCUCCCAUAUAUGUGUUAUUCUAGCCUUUUUCACUCCAGCUUUUUUCUCCUUUAUGACCCACCGGUUUGGAAGGAAUGUCCCUGUAUACAUUCACAUUCUCCUGGCCAAUCUAUAUGUUGUGGUUCCACCUGCCCUUAAUCCUGUCAUCUAUGGAGUGAGGACUAAGCAGAUUCGGGAGAGGGUUUCAAGCAUCUUUUUGAGAAAAGGCUGA
Molecule: messenger RNA, 939 nt
Organism: Hippopotamus amphibius kiboko
Lineage: Eukaryota; Metazoa; Chordata; Mammalia; Artiodactyla; Hippopotamidae
Product: olfactory receptor 52E4-like
Exons: 1
Coding region: 1-939 (312 amino acids)
Biological process (GO): G protein-coupled receptor signaling pathway
Cellular component (GO): membrane
Molecular function (GO): G protein-coupled receptor activity; olfactory receptor activity
Source: RefSeq, a predicted model, not a curated record